This is a messenger RNA of Mucor velutinosus, 345 nucleotides long. RefSeq names its product PKS_ER domain-containing protein. Gene Ontology annotation, biological process: spliceosomal snRNP assembly; RNA splicing. The coding region runs from base 1 to 345 and encodes 114 amino acids. The transcript is spliced from 4 exons. Gene Ontology annotation, molecular function: RNA binding. The record is from RefSeq and is a predicted model, not a curated record. Lineage: Eukaryota; Fungi; Mucoromycota; Mucoromycetes; Mucorales; Mucoraceae. Gene Ontology annotation, cellular component: U1 snRNP; U2 snRNP; U5 snRNP.
AUGAGCUCCAUCGCCAACAAGCCAAGAUCAGAGAUGACUGAGGAAGAGCUCCGUCAACAAGAAGAACUUGAAUUCAACACUGGUCCACUUUCAGUUUUGCAACAAUCCGUCAAAAAUAACAAUCAAAUCUUGAUCAGUUGUCGUAAUAACCACAAAUUGUUGGCUCGUGUCAAGGCUUUCGAUCGUCAUUGUAAUAUGGUGCUCGAAAAUGUCAAAGAGAUGUGGACUGAGACGCCUCGUAGUGGAAAGGGAGCAAAGGCUAAGCCUGUAAAUAAGGAUCGCUUUGUCAGUAAGAUGUUCCUUCGUGGUGAUACCGUCGUUCUCGUUCUCAGAAACACUGUAUAA